AUGACUGACCACACUCCAUCACAAAGAUAUUUAUCUACCAGAGGAGGUUCUUAUGACCUAUCAUUCGAAGAAGUCGUCUUAAAAGGUCUCGCUGCCGACGGAGGACUAUUCAUUCCUGAACAGAUCCCAUCAGUACCUGAGAACUGGGAAUCAAAAUGGAAGGAUCUAUCAUUCUCUGAUCUCGCAUUCGAAAUACUUUCCCUCUACAUCUCUUCUUCGGAAAUCCCAUCUGCAGAUUUGAAAGACAUCAUAAAUCGAAGUUACUCAACAUUUCGCGCCCCGGAAACCACGCCCCUCGUUCCUCUCAAGGAGAAAGAUAAUUUAUACCUUCUAGAAUUGUUUCAUGGUCCCACGUUUGCAUUCAAAGAUGUCGCAUUACAAUUACUUGGAAACCUUUUCGAAUACUUCCUCGUUAGACGGAAUAAGGGCAAGAAGGGAAAAGAUAGACACCAUCUUACAGUGGUCGGGGCUACAAGUGGUGAUACUGGAUCUGCAGCUAUCUAUGGUCUGCGAGGCAAGAAGGAUGUUUCGGUCUUCAUUCUACACCCAAAGGGUAGAGUCAGUCCCGUACAAGAGGCUCAAAUGACUACGGUUCUGGAUGCCAACGUACACAAUUUGGCUGUUGAAGGAACUUUUGAUGAUUGCCAAGAUACCGUCAAAGCCUUAUUCGCGGACCCGCAGACCAACGAGACAAUGAACCUCGGAGCUGUGAAUUCUAUCAAUUGGGCAAGAAUUUUAGCACAAACCACAUAUUACUUUCAUGCAUACUUCUCUCUUCAAAAGUUACCUUCAUACAAACCCGAAAAUAAAGUCCGAUUUGUAGUCCCUACUGGUAACUUUGGUGAUAUUUUGGCUGGAUAUUUCGCAAAGCGCAUGGGGCUACCAGCUGAAAAGCUUGUUAUUGCAACCAAUGAGAACGACAUCUUGUACCGCUUUUGGAAGACAGGUCACUAUGAGAAGAAAGCGGUUCACGGCGUUGAAGCUGAAGGGGGAAUUGCUGAGGACGGGGUCAAGGCACAUGAAGAUGGCGUCAAAGAGACUCUCAGCCCUGCUAUGGAUAUUCUCGUCUCAAGUAACUUUGAGCGACUGCUGUGGUUUUUGGCCUACGAAUUCGCAUUUGCCGCUGGUAUGGAUGAAGAGUGGAAUAAAAAGCAAGCCGGUCAGGAAGUCGAAGCUUGGCUUAAGCAAUUGAAAACGCAAGGUGGAUUUAACGUCCAGGACGAAAUCCUCCAGGCCGCGAACAGAGAUUUCGACAGCGAGAGAGUUAGCGACAAGCAAACCAUCGACACGAUUAAGAGUUUCUAUACUAGUGGAUCAUACGUUUUAGAUCCACACUCGGCAAUUGGUGUAGCUGCUUCAUUACGGUCCAUCUCGCGUGCGCCAGAGGCAUAUCAUAUCUCCCUCGCAACGGCGCAUCCUGCCAAGUUUGCGAAUGCUGUUGAUCUUGCAUUAAAGGACGAAAAGAGCUUCGAUUUCGAUACAGUACUUCCAAAAGAGUUCAUCGGUUUGGAAGACAAGGAGAGACGAGUGAGAGUUGUACAAAAGGGUUGGGAGAAAGUCAGAGAAAUCGUCGUGGAAGAGGUUGAGGCAGAGUUGAAAGGCUCCCGAUGA
Molecule: messenger RNA, 1611 nt
Organism: Sclerotinia borealis F-4128
Lineage: Eukaryota; Fungi; Ascomycota; Leotiomycetes; Helotiales; Sclerotiniaceae
Source: the annotation of a GenBank genome assembly